AUGGCUGAAUAUAAGCUGUCGUAUGAAUCUCAACUGGACGUCUACCACCCCUCAUAUCGCUACGAAGCCCAUGACCCGCGCGACUGGAAGUCAGCAGCCCUCCGUGGCCCAGCCCUCCCCGCUCUGGGAAAUGCAACUGCCGGUGCUGUUGGUGCAGCUAUAUCGAAUGUCGUUGUCUAUCCUCUCAAUGUUAUAGUAGCACGUCUACAGACCCAGAAACAAAAGGACAGCGACUCGAAUGAGAAGUCGGAUAUCGACGAAGACGAUGAGGGGUAUACCAGCGUGAUUGAUGCUGCUCGCAAGAUAAUUGCACAACAAGGAAUUGCGGGCUUGUAUCCUGGUCUGGCGCAGGACACUUGGAAGACAAUUGCAGACUCCUUCCUUUUCUUUCUUGCAUACAGCGCUAUUCGUCAAAAGAGGAUAGUCGCACGAGUUGGCGCGGAACGAGCGGCCAGGAGCAAAAACGUUGUUCUUCCGGUAUUUGAUGAGCUAGCUGUUGGUAUACUCGCGGGUUCGUUGGCAAAGCUGUUUACCACACCCCUGUCGAACAUUGUGGCGCGCAAGCAGACCUCUGCAGCACGAAAAGAUGGAAAUGCAAAGAAUCUAUCAACGAGCGACAUCGCGGCUCGCAUUCGAGCUGAGAAAGGUCUCUUGGGUUUUUGGUCGGGAUACUCAGCAACUUUGAUUCUCACCCUCAACCCAUCACUCACAUUCUUUCUUAACGAGUUUCUCAAGCGCACUCUCCUUCCACAGUCAAAACGCGACAAACCUCCGGCAGCCCUAACAUUUCUCCUUGCAGCCCUGAGCAAAGUCGCUGCCUCAUCGAUUACAUACCCCUUCUCCCUUGCCAAGACCAGAGCGCAAGUAAUGAGCAACUCCAAGUCUAAGUCUACAGAACCUACAACAACGCCGACUUCACUCAUAUCCUCACUCACGCCUGAAAUUAUCUCCACGGUAAUCACAAUGGCUCGCACGGAUGGGGUCACGGGGCUUUAUGCAGGGCUACAAGGUGAAGUCCUGAAGGGCUUCUUCUCGCACGGCUUUACUAUGCUCGCCAAAGACGCUGUCUAUUCCUCCAUAAUUAAGAGCUACUAUCUUCUUCUGAUGCUUGCACGCCGCUAUCCCUCCCCAGAAGAACUAAUGGAGCGUGCUCGCGAACAGGCUGAGGAGUAUACAGAGGUGGCGCGUGAAGGAGCACGCGACUUAGCAGAGAGAGCCAAAGAGGGUGCUGAGGAAUUGCUGAACGCUAAUUCCGGCAAUGUCACUGUUGACAUGACCUCGAACUCUGCUGUUGCCGCUGGUGCGGCUGAUGCAGCUGGAAAUGCAGACCAUGGUAUUGAUGCUUCCUCUGGACUAAAGGUUCCCAUGGCCUCGGUUCCAGACGAUGUCAACGAAACAGCUGAGCUGGUUGGAGACUACGUCGAAGAAGAGGCAGCCGAAUGGAAAAGCUUUUAUCAUUGGUUCUGGGAAAAGGAUCGGGGUCCGCAUCGGGAGUGA
Molecule: messenger RNA, 1497 nt
Organism: Penicillium soppii
Lineage: Eukaryota; Fungi; Ascomycota; Eurotiomycetes; Eurotiales; Aspergillaceae
Product: putative mitochondrial carrier protein
Exons: 2
Coding region: 1-1497 (498 amino acids)
Source: RefSeq, a predicted model, not a curated record